CAUGACAAAUUCCAUCUUUCCUCUCCUCAGGUCUCUAAGAACUUCAGUGAGGUGUUCCAGAAGCUGGUUCCAGGGGGCAAGGCCACCCUGGUGAUGAAAAAGGGUGACACGGAGGGGGGUCAGUCCCAGGACGAGGGGGAGGGGGGCACCGACAGCGAGAAGGGCUCAGGCUCUCAGAGCAGUGUGCCCUCUGUAGACCAGUUCACCGGAGUCGGCAUCAGGGUGUCGUUCACGGGGAAGCAGGGGGAGAUGAGGGAGAUGCAGCAGCUCUCUGGAGGUCAGAAGUCCCUGGUGGCCCUGGCCCUCAUCUUCGCCAUCCAGAAGUGUGACCCCGCUCCUUUCUACCUGUUUGAUGAGAUCGACCAGGCCCUGGACGCACAGCACAGAAAGGCUGUCUCGGAUAUGAUUGUAGAGCUGGCGGGCCAUGCCCAGUUUAUCACCACUACGUUCAGACCUGAGCUUCUGGAGUCAGCCGACAAGUUCUACGGAGUCAAGUUCAGAAACAAGGUGAGUCACAUUGACGUGAUCUCUGCAGAGCAGGCGAAAGACUUUGUGGAGGACGACACUACCCAUGGUUAAGAAUAAACAACUCUUCAUCAUCUUCCUCAUCCACCUCCGUAGUGCACUGCCUAACUCUGAGCCUUCAGUCCUCUCCACUCCGACAGAACUCAACCAGAACUCUAUGGGCAGCCAUUAUUGGAAUCUAUUCUCAUUCUAGCGUCAGAACUCCCAGGUCCAUCGUCUAGCGCUCAGUAGCUCCACCACUGUUCCCUCCUCUAUGACAUCGUUAUGACGACAUCCAUCAUCUAGCGCUCAGUAGCUCCACCACUGUUCCCUCCUCUAUGACAUCGUUAUGACGACAUCCAUCAUCUAGCGCUCAGUAGCUCCACCACUGUUCCCUCCUCUAUGACAUCGUUAUGACGACAUCCAUCAUCUAGCGCUCAGUAGCUCCACCACUGUUCCCUCCUCUAUGACAUCGUUAUGACGACAUCCAUCAUCUAGAGCUCAGUAGCUCCACCACUGUUCCCUCCUCUAUGACAUCGUUAUGACGACAUCCAUCAUCUAGAGCUCAGUAGCUCCACCACUGUUCCCUCCUCUAUGACAUCGUUAUGAUGACAUCAUCGUCUUAGCGGCCGAGGAGGGAAAAUACAAGUUCAUUUAGUUUUUUUCUGGACUGUUUUUAUUUUAUUUUUAACAACGUUUUCAAGUGGUCAUGUUGAUGUUUGAGAUGAGGGUUGAAUUUCAGUGCUGGCGCAGCCUUUGACCUCAUUGUAUGUAAUGGAAAAUUGAGAACUUUUCAGAUUCAAAUGCAUGUUAUUUUUUUUAUUUGAAACUGUUGGUCUGUGCUGAUGUUGUGCUGAUGAUUUUUCAUCAUAAAUUGGUUGGUCACUUUGAAUCUCAAACUGUGAGGUAAAGUGAAAGACAGAAAUAAUAACCAGUUUGUCAGAAUAAUCUUCCAUGUUUAAGAUAUGACAUAUUAUUAACUUGUUGUAAUGUCGUUACCAGAAAAAUGGUUUGAAACAUUCAGAUUUUUUUUAAAUUCUUUUUGUUAACGGCGUCUUGGCAUUCCCUGUUGUAGGUCAUUGUCUUGUAACCAGUUAGUUCUACACUGACUGCAGCAUUUGAACUAGUUGUUCUCUCCCUGUUACUCUAUUAGAAAACAAUAAAAAUCGUAUAAGGACA
Messenger RNA from Salvelinus fontinalis (brook trout), 1683 nucleotides. RefSeq names its product structural maintenance of chromosomes protein 3-like. The transcript has 4 exons. The annotation marks the transcript as partial. Gene Ontology annotation, biological process: mitotic sister chromatid cohesion. NCBI's taxonomy places the organism in Eukaryota, Metazoa, Chordata, Actinopteri, Salmoniformes, Salmonidae. The record is from RefSeq and is a predicted model, not a curated record. Gene Ontology annotation, molecular function: double-stranded DNA binding; cohesin loader activity.